Tetrahymena thermophila SB210 is the source of this 1173-nucleotide messenger RNA. Its product is annotated as 5'-AMP-activated kinase protein. Gene Ontology annotation, molecular function: protein kinase binding. The transcript has 5 exons. Lineage: Eukaryota; Ciliophora; Oligohymenophorea; Hymenostomatida; Tetrahymenidae. Gene Ontology annotation, biological process: signal transduction. The record is from RefSeq and is a predicted model, not a curated record. Gene Ontology annotation, cellular component: cytoplasm; nucleus; nucleotide-activated protein kinase complex.
GAUUAAUAUCUGAAGCUUAAACCAAUAUAAUUUUUUUUGAUUAGAAUUAUAUAUAUAUAUAUAUAGUUAUUCAAAAUAUAUAUAGAUAAGAGAAAUACAAUAAAACAAAAAAGGAAAGGGAAUAAAAUAAAUAAGGCUAGAUAGAGAUUUAGUUAAUUUAUUAUAAACAAGUCAAAUAAAUAAAUGGGUUCUUAAAGUUCGAAACUAGUUAGUGAAUCCUAAUAAAAAAAGGAGCAUAUUGUGUAGCUUUCUGGAUAGUCAUCUGGAUAGGCUAAUAACAGCUUAAACUAUAUGAGGAAAGAGCAGCAGAAAUUGGUCAAUACUCUUUUUAAGUGGAACUUUGGCGGAAAUACAGUUUAUGUUACAGGAACAUUCUCUAACUGGGUUAACCACAUUUAGCUUUAAAAAUAGGGAUAAGAGUUCAGUAUUUGUGUUCGCUUACCUCCUGGAUUACAUUAGUAUAAAUUUAUAGUAGAUGGAGAGUGGCGUUUUUCUCCUGAAGAUAACUAAACAACUGAUGAAAAUGGAAAUAUAAAUAAUAUAAUAGAUACAACCAAUUAUAAAAACACUGAUAAUUUAUAUUUGCCAGAAUCUCAUGGAAGACCUGUUCCUCCUAUUGAACAUAGAGAUAGAGAAAGAAAGGACACAUCUUUUGAUGAAUAAGAUUUUGACAAGCUAAGUGUAGGAGGAUAAGGUCAUUACAAAACUCCUGCUUACAAUAACCCGAUGACUUAGAAAAAUACUAUGGAAUUGCAAGGAGAAAAAUAUUUUACUAAUGUGACAUCUCGUCCAACAACAUUACCUGAAUAUAGUUUUAAAGAUAAAGCACCUAUAUGUCCUCCUCAUCUUAAGGAUGUAUAUUUUUUAAGAUAAAAAGAAAGGAAGCAUUUGAAUGCAUGGAAAACUCGCACAAUUAAUGAAAAUAUGCCUCCAGAAGAAGUCGAAAAAUAAAAAAGGAUUGAAAAAAAUGAAAUAUUUAUACACAUUUUUGAUAACGACAGAUCUUUAGCUCCUCCACAGCAUGUUACAACGAAACAUGUUGGAAUAAAAAGUAAAAAAAACCCCUAAUAUAAUGUAUUUUGUAUAACUUAAAGAUUCAAAUAAAAAUAUACAACUUUCAAGUUCUACACAAAUUAAAUAGUAGACGGAUCUGAAAAGCUAUUUAUUGCUUGA